GUAUAAUUGUCACGUGCUAAGACUAGUACAGGUUCAUCGCGACAGAUUUGACUUCAAGCCCACCUUAUAUGUUACAAGCGGUCGAAAAGCAGAGUUUAUCGGAAAAAUCAUACGAAGAACAAACUACUUACGUCAUGACGCAGCCUUUCUCUUCGCUUGACCAUUUUUUUGGGAAGAUGGACGACAGCGGUCUUGAGGAGGAUGACUCCGAUUGCUAUCCCCUCUCGCCUACGAAUAUCGAAGUGAUCAAUAUGAAGAUCAAUGUGCAGGAAGGAAAAAGCUACUUUUCCGAGUGCAAAAAGCGGAAAAAGCGCAACGAACGGAACAUGGUGCAAGAACAGCCUCCGGACGAAUAUUAUCUGCCCGUCCGGGAGGUUUUGGUGAAGAUUUUGAAGGAGUUGCCGCGCGCCAAGAAAUUUUCCUCCGUCGUGGAAACUUUGAAAGAAUUGAUGCGGAUCCGGGGGUAUCGAAUGCAAAUGUUCUUUCUGGAUCUGGAAACUUGUCUUGCAUUUUUUGCAGCUGAAAGGAAACCUGAAAUGCACACAGAGCAUGACAAACUCUACUGCGAAGAGGACUUCUACAAUCUACAUGCGUAAUCUGCAUCAGAAAUGUCCUACCGAAAGCAAUAAAGCGCCUAUGUUUUGCUUUCUAUGCAGCACGGAUUUUUGCCUGUUCCCGCAUCAGCAUCACAGAUUUGCAUUCUUCCAGAUCCAGAUAUACUUGCAAUGCAUAGGGGCGUGGCGGCGGUGGUGGAACUGCUGAAAACGCUGUUUCAGAUCUACUGGCAGGGACGCGAUUUCGAGGCGGAAAGGAAGGCCGCGAUCGAGAAAGCGGAGCGCGAAAGAAUCUGGAAGUACAAGGUGCAUAUCAGAUGCGAAUAUAGUAUCUGGAUCUGGAGUAGCACAGAGUUUGUCGUGCUUGGUUGCCAGGAGAGAAAUGAAACUUGUCAUGCCUGUUGUGAUACAACAGCCUCGCGCGCCUCUUUGUCAUGCAAUGAAGCGAUUUCUCAUGCGGGAUACGGAAGACACAGCAACUCAAAAACUUGUCACGCAUGGCCCCAAAGAGGAGAGUGCGUACCAUCAACACAAUAACAUCACAAGUUUAUUCCGGACCCGGAUCGAUAUUUGCAUUCCAUAGUGAACACGAAGCACGUGUUUUGUGCGGAGAAGAAGAAAGCCGUUGCGGAAGUAUGAGUGGGGAAAAUGUAGCUUGGUAUGCUGAAUCUAUCAUGCAUGAAAACAUGAAGAGACUUCCUUGAGAAAGACCUGAUUCAGGCCAGCAGCAGUUUUGCAUACUCCAGCUCUGGGGCCUCCUAGAGGCGAGCAAGGGAUGAAUUGUGGGGGCGAGAAAUGAAGCCAAAUUGCAUGACAAACCCGCUAAGCAUACCAUAGCUUAAUUUUCCCGCAUGAUAAAAAUGGCAUGAGGCGUACGGUGAUGGCGCUGCGGUGCUAUCUCAGAUCGAGAUCUGCGGAGCGGUCUGAGCGAACACCGAAGUGGAUAAAACUGGAAUGGCGCUUUCGUUUGUGGUACAUCUUUUCGCAAUGUAUAUGUAUUUAUCGGUGUGCAUGUUGUCACUGCCGGAGAAUCAUGCGAUUUCGAUUGAUCGCAACAUCAAAGAUGUGUAUGAAGGGAUAGAAAAGUUCUUUCGGAUUCUUCACCAAAAAUCAAAUCAGACCGCGCACGCGGGACGGAAGGACCAGGAUGAUUUUAAGGUUCAACGAGAAUCUAGACGACAAGAUGAAACCUUGCGAGAACAUAGUACUUAAGCGGAACAAGAAAGCGGAACAGGCGGAAGAAUGUAGUCAUCGAUACGAUGAAAGCGAAGAAAAAAGACACACAACUAGCGACACUUUCGAAGAAAUAAUCUUAAUCACUCUCAGGAAUUCUAUAGCUUAUUGUUAGAGAAAAAGCGAUUGCAACAAGUUACUUUUUACUUCUCAAGAAGACCGUGAAGAAAUAAACUCAACGGUCGCAGAAGAUUUAGAAUACGAAAAAUUUGGAAAACAAAGGAGCGCAGUUUUGAUCACACGACAACUCAACUUUGGAACAGAACAACUUGUCUGCGGGAUAGAAGAGAACUGAAAACUUCCACCAACAGCUAAGGGAGGUGGAGCGUAGUUUUUUUCUAAAGGGCAAAUAUUAGAUAUCACAAAGAUAGUUUUUGAAAACGUAAGAAGAGACCGGGUGAGAGCCGGGUAAGAAUAGAAUGGGACAGAUGAGUCAUUUGUUAUUUGAUCAACAAAGGAAAUCCAGUACCCACAUGAACUCUUUCCUUCGUACUAAAACUAAAAUGCUGCAAUGGCAUUUUGAAUUGAAGAACGACGAAGAUGAACUUCUUUUUGUCAUGCGAUCCCCACGCAUGAUAGUAAAACUUCCUUCCCAAAAGAUGGUGUCUAUCUCGGCUUAUAAUUGAUGCAGAGUUC
Messenger RNA from Amoebophrya sp. A120, 2423 nucleotides. Lineage: Eukaryota; Dinophyceae; Syndiniales; Amoebophryaceae. The record is from the annotation of a GenBank genome assembly.